AAUGGGCAAAAUGCUAAUGUUUUAUAUAUUUUAAAAAUAUUUUUUUAUUUGGGGGUGGGGGGCAAAGAUGCCCCCUUCAUAUCUUUUGAAACAGUUGCUUCGGGAUAAAACUUCCAAAUCCUUAAUCUAUUUACUUUUUCAGAAGUAUAAAAUUUAUACAGAAACAUGACGUUAUAAUUCCGGAUUCGUAACUCUAGACAAGACUGGACUUUGCCAUGUUUAUUCUGAUAUGAAGCCAAAAAAAACGAAGUUUAAAUAGAGUCCGAUUAAAGUAUUCAAAUAAACUUAAAGGUGAAAGCUGUAUUUCUCACAUUGAGCUGUACAAGGAAGUAACUUUGCGGGUGACUGGUUCAUUGUAUACGAAGUUACCACGAAGUGUUUUACAGUAACUAUGACGUUCCCUGUAGUCCUAAUUUCUCUUGGCACUUCCUUCAUUAUAUUUCUCCAUGGUGUUUGUUGUUUUUCAUAUUACUGUGACAACGGAUGGCUCCUGUAUCGUAACAGAUGCUAUAGGAGGUACAUGACUGAUAUUUCCUGGCAAGGUUCCCGCUCGGCUUGUCUGAAUUCUGGAGCCAUAUUGGCCAGUGUAACCGAUAGUGGAGUACAGAGUUUUCUGCAAAGUAACGUGAUCAGUGGUGAUGAUGCGUGGAUUGGUGGGACUGAUGGAGGAACCGAAGGAACAUGGGUUUGGGUGGAUACUGAAGAUCCGUUUACAUAUUCCAACUGGUAUCCGGGUGAACCAAAUAACAAAAACAAUGAGGAUUGCCUGCAGUUCUAUGGAACAAGUAGGAGAUUUAGAUGGAAUGAUCUCCCUUUUGGGCAUAACUUGAGAGGAUACAUUUGUAUGAAAGGAGCCAGUAUAAACCCUUCACUUCCUUCUAACUGUGCAUGCAAAGAGUCACACUGUGUCAUAGGCUCAAUUGUGAAAAAGAAAAAAUGUUUGAAGACGGAUGUUCUUUUUUUGAUUGAUGAUUCCAGCAGCGUGUUCGACGCUGGUUUCACGUACUCCAAGAAAGUUGCUGCAAAGCUCAUGGACUGCAUGACGAUUGGUCCUGAUGAAAUAAGAAUCGCACUUAUGACUUUCGGUUCAAGUACUUCAACCCAUUUUGGCUUUGACAGAUACAAUGAUAAACAAUCUAUUAAAUCAGCUAUUACAGGAGCAAGAUAUAGAGGUCAAACAAGAACUAAUAUUGGAAGUGCAUUGAGCUACGCUCAAAAUUUAAUGAAUUCAAAUCCAUCUGAUAGGUUAGACAUAAUUAUAGUAAUUACAGACGGGAAGUCCCAUGAUUCUGUAUACUCGCAAUCUUCUUCACUUCACCUAAAAGGUGUUUAUGUUUUUGCGAUGGGAAGUGGAGGAGAUGUCAAUUCAGCAAAUUUAGAGACAAUAGCAAGUAACCCUAACUCUGACUACCACGUGACAUCCAACGACUACUACGAUCUCCACAAGAAAGUCUCAAAAUUAAUCAAUGGCUUAUGUAUCGGUCAUAUAACUCCUGAUUUCAUGACUUGUGAAAUGGAAGUUAAAGAUAGUUAUGGAGAAAAGGCACAAUCCCCAACUAACGGGUCUUCUGACUGUGCAAACCAACUGGAUUUUUACGGGAAAUAUCAACCCGAAUUUAUACAUACACAUGUCAUGAUAGAUGGAAAACACAGAGGGUUUCGGUCAUCAAUUUCACCCACAGAAUUCCAUUUCGGGGUGUUACACGCCGAUAUUGCCUUAGUUAAACGAUCUAAAUCAGAUGCAGAUCAAACAAUCGGCAGAAGUUCAAUUAAAGAGUCCACUGAUUACCAGCCUUUAGUCUCAAAAGACAUCAACAUGACCAAUUCAGUUAUUUUCCAUGACAGCGAAAGGUUUUGCUUGAUAUUCAGAGCAAGUGUUGGAGGGUAUAUAACGCUUCAUACAGGGAAGUACACAUAUGGUACCACAGACGCUGAGAGAACAUUGUGUUACUUCUAUGACGAUAUACCCCCACGUCAUUGUGCGGACAUUGGUUCAUGCAGCUGUCCUCCGUUGCAAUUAUCUGACGAAAUCACCAAUAUGACGUCACUUAAUGUUUCAUUCGCAGGCUGGGAGGAUUUUGACUCCGUCUCAGCAAUUUCAAAAUUUGCUUCUGGAAUAGGUCAUUUUGAGAUUUCCCUGCAUGAAAUGGAGUACAGUAACAAAGUUCUGAAAAUGAAGCAUGCCUCAAAGAUUGCCAGAACUCGGUGUAACAACUGUUCCAAUUUUCUAAUAGAUCUUCCCCACACUCAAAAUCCUAUGCUUUACGGCGUUGUUGUCGAGGUCGUCGACGUAGCGCUCAAUCCAAAACAAGCCCGCAGGUUUUUUCUGUAUGAUGCGUCGUCCAGACUUGAAAUCCACGAGCAAAAUAAACUUCGGGUGACGUCAGCUUCGGAGAAGACAAAUUUUAUUUGGCAAAUUGAUCAUAGUAAACUCUGUUACAAUUGGACAAACAGGUUUUAUAACAAUAAGUUUAUACAUUACAAUCCCUUGAGUCCUAUUGAUCCAGGAGUUCAUGGUCAUUUUACAGGCAUAUACGAACAAACAAAUGGGUUAUUCAAUGUUUCAGGAACAACUAAUAUUAACGGAAUUACUAAAUUUCAUUUCGACAUCAAGAAGGAUUUGACCCCUGUGAUGAAUAACCAUAUUGUGCCAAACUUUCCCCAGCAGAGCAUGUGCGUCGACAUUCCAGGAAUGAGUGAUGGAAACACAAUAUCAUUCAAAAUCACUGCAUUUGACAUAACGGGACAUCAGCUAGAAGACGGCGUCGUUCAUUUCAUUGACGCAUCACCUCCGGAAAUAAAUGACGCAUGGCUGAUACGAGAUGGAAUGGAAGAGAUUUUCGUUCACAGUUUAAAAGAUCUUUCAAAAAUGGUAUUGAAGUUUGAGGCGUUUGAUGAACACAGUGGUUUAAAAAGUGUCCAAUGGUCUAUUAAGAAUAAAGAUGACCAAAUUGAAUUUGGACAUGGUGCUCUUGGCGUGUACUCAGUUUCGAGCUGCACUUCUGUUAUUGAUUGCUAUUGUCCUUCGGUGGGAGAAUGUCAACGUUUGAAUUAUACGCUCAUUAUGAACUCCUUAGUGGCUAACAAUUCUCACAUAGGGAAACAUCACAGAGAGUAUUCCAUUGAAAUAACAGUUACAAAUAAUGCUGCUUUACAGAGUAAAGAAACAGUAAUUAUACUCGUUGAUGAGUCAGCUCCAGAAACGGGAGUAGUGAAGGAGGGAGCUGCUGGAUCUCCCGAUAUUGAUUACACCUCUAGUCCACCCAUCAAAAUCAAUUGGGAGGGAUUCAUAGAUCACGAAAGUGGUAUUAAGUUUUACCGAAUAGGUCUUUCAAGCUCUUGUCUUAGAUUAGAAGACUUAUGGCAUCCCACGGGAUCGAGUAUAGAAUAUUAUGACACUGAAGAUAUGAGUAAGCAAGUGAUUUUAGAUAAAUCGGGUAAAACCUUCGCCUCAGUUAUUGCUUUCAACAAUGCAAUGGAGCCAUCUAAAGUGGUAUGCAGUGAUGGGGUACAGUUAGACAGAACUCCACCCGUUAUUUCGAACAUUUCAGUUCGUAAUAUGAUGGCUUCCUCCUCUCUAGGCUGCACGAACGGAAAGUAUUGGUUUAUUACUGAAAACCUAACGAGGGUUGCAAUAAUGUGUAAUAAAACAUGUUUGAAUGGAACCAACGAAAUCUUAUUAAAUGCUUUGCCAGUUUCCUCCACUAACAGCGUCCCAGAUGAUGCUUGCCUGCAAAAUGAUUUCAUGGGGGAAUAUCUAUAUCUUGGAAGUGAUUUCUUUGAUAUUUCCUGGAAUAUUACCGACAAAGAAAGCAACAUUGAAGACGUUUUUGUUGGAAUUGGAUCCUCGCUUUCUUCAGUGGCUGCUCCUGACGUCAGUGGCUACACAAAGACUCACCACAAUACUUUCUACCGCCUCAGGCAUUCUGGGAUAUCGGCCAAUUCUGUUAUUUAUAUUUUUAUCAAAGCAGUGAAUAAAGCAGGUAUGGAGUCUGUCAUUCCUGUGGGACCAAUCAUUGUGGAUGAAACACCUCCGAUGUGUUUAAAUAAACCAACAACAGAAGUAACAAAAACAGAUAUAACUGUAACAUGGUCUUCUGAUGAUUUCAUAGACAUCGAGCAAAGAGGGGCACUUCGAAAGAUUUACUACAGAAUUGUUUCUGGAGGCGCUACGAGGGUGACCAAUUUUAGAAAAUGGACAAAGACUGAUUAUUGUUCAAAAAAUCGAAAUUGCUUUACCUUUCCAGUAUCUGAACUGCAACACUAUGAUGGCGGAAGCAGCCGUCAAUAUCAGUUUGAAUUCCAUGUAUAUAAUACUGCUGGUCAUUAUUGUACAAUUUUCUCUGAGGAGUUUAGCAUUCCAUCAAAAUUUUAUCCCAUUCGUGGAAAAGUUUUUGACAUAGACCCAUCAACAAAUAUGAAUGAUGAACUGGCCGAUGUAGAUGUUUCUCUGACAUUAGAUAGGUACUGCUUGUAUUGGGAGAAUAUAGAUCAUGAAGAAUCACUCAUAUAUGAAGUAGGAAUUGGAAAUAGUAAAGAAGUUGCUGAUGUGGUUGCAAUGCAUGAAAUUAAUGGAUCAUCAACUACUGAACAAUCCAUCUUCUGUGAAUCCACCACAAAAUUAGCAAGGCAUACCAAGUAUUUCGUCAUUUUGAGGGUAUCAAGUUCACGAGGGACUAUUUCAAUGUCGACUGACGGCUUCAUUAUUAUUGAUGUGAAUGAGUUUCAAAACUUUCUGAAAGUAAAUGAUGGACCGGGAUGUUUAUUUUCAAAGCUUCUGUUUGAACAGAAUGUGAAUAUAGUUCCUCCAAACAGUACUGUUUCUUCUGUCAACGUGUCAUUUCCACUAACAAUAGGAACAACCUAUACAACUUUCAUUAACACAUCAUCUAUUAAUGUUACUAUUAACAGCGGUGGUGUUUUGUUCCUGAACAGGCGUAUAAAGUCAUUUUCUUUCAUUGCAUUGGAACAUCAUCCAGUCUUUGAAAUUAUUCCAAAUGAAAUAGGGGAUUCUAAACCUUUUACUUUUCGGACUUUCCGUUGUGAAGAAGAUGUAGAUGUGCAAGAUAUUUCAGCUGAAAUAGGAGCUAACUGGGAGGUUGAUGCUAGAGUUGAACGAUUCAUUAGUCAUUACCUGGUGUCACUUUUAUCGUGUGAGAACAUUCCCAAUUCCUCCUGUGAAGCCAUCAUUUCAAACUCCGUCGUAAAAAGGGCGUCAUAUACGUUUACUGACAUUUAUGAUUCUCUUCAACAAGGAUUUUACAAAGUUUUUAUAAAACCAUGUUUUGGAAAUAAAUGUUUCUCCGGAUUGUCGUCGGACGGAUUUUUCCUAGAAUCCUUUGGUCCGGACUUUGGAAGUUUGUCUGCUGAACUUACGGUGGAUAAUGGACAUUGCCUUAAACUUCAGUUGAAUUUUCAGUCCUUUCAAUGCGCUUUUCCAUUUGAAACUACCCCAAUGUUUUAUAGAUGGGCAGUAUUUAGCGAUGUUAUGGGGCAUAUGCAAUUGACUGAACAUCAAAUACAGCUCAACAACACCAGACAACAAACAGUAACGUCUUGUUUAAAGUUUCCUCAUAAGAGAAUGCAUACCUGUUUAGAAGGAUACUGUCGAUCAGGCCGGAUGUCAAAAACCUGCUCACAGAUCAAUGUACAACAAGAUCCAAACAGCUAUACCAAAACAACAGUCUAUGAUCUUGAUGCAAAGUCAGAUUUCUUUGUUGAAAUCGAAGCUUAUAAAUAUACAACAAACAUUGGACGAAAAUUAGAGGAUUUGCAUUCUUAUGAAAUUGAUUUUAAAUCGGACUUUUUUGUUUUAGGGGGGUUUGUGAUCGGUAUAGGAGAUGCAGAAAUUCUUUGGAGUGUAAUGAAAUCUCCCCGUAUACCACUGCGGUGCGAAGACGAUCCCGAGUGUAUAUAUUCUAAAUCAGGAAGAGGGGGACUGAUAGCUUUCUCCUCAAAAGUGCCACUGAAAAGCAAUGUUAUAUAUUAUAUUUGUGUUAAUGAUUCAGCUAACUUUAUCGUAAAUCGAUGUAGCAAUGGAUUUGUAAUUGAUUUAGCACCACCUCCAAUGGGAAAAGUUAAACUUCAUACCAAGAAAGAAGGUUUUAUAACUGAUGACAGUAGUGUUAACGUAUAUUGGCAGGGAUUUGAAAACGAUGACUUUUACAGUAAAAUUGGAUAUCCAUCAAAUAUUAGGUUCUAUGAAGUCGCAAUAGGAACUGAAAGGGAGAAAGAAGACGUACUGCAAUUUAAAAAUGUACAGUUAACUUCUUCAAUUCUUCUUACAAACCUUUCCUUGGUAGGAGGGAUGUCUUAUUACUUUUCAGUUAAAGCUUGUGAUCAUGCCCUUAAUUGUAUUAUUGGAUCUUCUGAACCGUACAUUUACGACAAAACGUCACCUGAAAGGGGGACAAUUACUGUCGGACACUACCUGAAUCAUCGUGUGUACGUGGAUUCCAGUCUUCUCAUUGUCCACUGCACAGGCUUUAAAGACCCUGAGAGUGGUGUCAUGAAAUUUGAAAUUGGGAUCGGUAGCCAAAAUAAUUCGAGUGAUGUUAUAUCAAAUUCAGAAUUCUUUCAACCUCAUACAGAAAUUUUGACGAAAGGAUUACUGCAUGAUGGACAUAUGUAUUACGUUUUCGCCCAGGUGUGGAACCAUGCCGGUCUGUUCACGUCAGUAUCGUCUUUACCGAUCGUUGCCGAUAGUACCCCUCCAGAGCCUGGUGCUGUUAGAGAUGGGCCGUGGUUAAACCAUGUUGAUGAAGAUUAUACCACAUUCUCUACAAUAAGUUCCCACUGGACAGAGUUUGUAGAUGGACACUCUCCGAUAGAUUUCUAUAGGGUGGGACUUGGUACAAGACACGGAUUGACUGAUGUUGUCAGCUUUACAUUCAUCGGCAGACAAACAGAAUGGACUUGGAAGACGCAUCCUAUCCUUGGAAUAAGAUAUUUCACUACAGUUGAAGGCUGCAAUGCUGCAGGACUUUGUAGUCAGUCCUCUUCGAAUGGCGUUAUUGUUGAUUUUACUCCUCCAAUACCAGGCUAUGUUUCUGUGGGGCCCGAAAAUGUUAAAUAUAUAGCACACACAUCUUUCCUGUCUGUGGAAUGGGGUAACUUUGCAGACAUUCAGUCUGGUAUUUUACAGUACGACAUUUGCAUUGGAACAGACAAAAUGAACUGUAGUGUUAUAGGAUGGAGAAAUUAUAGACUGGAACAGUCUGUUUUGUUAUUGAACCUCUCGCUACCCAUUAACGUAGACUUAUUCAUAAUGGUGAAUGCCACCAAUAAGGCUGGUCUUUCAACAGUACAAACCUCCCACAGCUUUACUGUAGACAAUACACCUCCCGAGAUAACGCUGUCUCCAAGAUUUCUCUAUGGUGAGAAUGUUUCGUCCGUCAUCUACGAUUCCUCGGUGAUGCGAGUGAGAUGGGGAUUUACCGAUAAUGAAAGUCCGAUUAGAUCGUCUGUGCUUACCCUAAAGGUUCUUUCAGGAGGUCAUUUCGAGAUAGAAAAUGUCCUUGUGGAAGGAAAUGAAACUUUCGUAAAAUCACUUCCCUUGAAAAAAUGGUUGUCGGAUGGUGAUAGCUACUAUGUUGUCGUUACUGCCUGUAAUAUGGCCGGUCUUUGCACGUCAAGCAAGAGUGAAAUUGUCUUAUUUGAUGGGACUCCGCCAUCUCAUGGUCACGUGAUCAGUGUAGGAACCUGGUCUAAUUCUAACUCUACACUAACUUUAAAAUGGGCAAAUUAUAGUGAUCCGGAAUCUGGUAUUAAAUUGUAUUUUAUUACUGUUGGUGAGACAUAUAACGGUUUUGAACUUACCAUGGGAAGUGCUGCUUUCACACAUAUCGGCAAUGAAGGUUCUCUGCAACAAGGUGUUUUUAACUUGUCUCGCAAUCUUACGAACGGGGAAAAAAUUGUUAUGUCGAUUUGGGCAAUGAACAAUGCUAACUUAAAUAGUACAAUGAGGCGAGUGACAUUUGUUACAGUUUCUAAUGAUAAAAAUAAUACAAAUGGAGAUCUCUUUAUGGAGAGACAUUCUUGUGAAGUAUCAUAUUGUACCAAUGAUUGCACGUGUGCAGUACUUGGUGGAAAAUGUCUUGAGGUCGUUAACUCUCAAGACUGUAGACAACGAAACAUGUCCUAUUUAGCAGGUGAUGCCAAAGUUUCUCUCAAUAUUUGGGGAGGUUACUCGAAUCGUUGGACAACAUCAACACGCUGUCUUGGUGCAAACUGGUUCGUUGAAAAUAUAAAUGUUUCUAGAUUUGAAUGGAGCAUGGGAUUGUUGAAUAUGCCUCACGGUUUCGGGGUUUUCGAUAGAAUGGAAGAACAAGUUUGGCAUGACGUGAGCUUACAAACAAGGGUUGUUCAUUGUUUGAAACCGACCAGACAACUCGCCCAUGAACGAGAAUAUGUGGCUUACUUGAAAACAUGGAUUUCGAGCACUGACUUUAUACUGACUCAAUCAGAACAAAUACUUAUCGACGCCUCAGCACCCAGCGUCCGCAGAGGGAGGUUCAUCAUUGAUUCCGAUAAGGUCUGUUCCAGAGAUCAAGAGUUUACAAACACCAAAAACAUUAUUUCAUGUUGGAAGGACGUUUUUUCUGACCCUCAAAGUGGAAUUAGAGAAUAUAAAUUCAUGGUUGGUGUAACACCAGGAGGAUAUGAGAUUUUUGGAAUCAAAAGUGUUGGAUUAGCCAUUAAUUUUACAUGGACGUUUGCCAAUCUUGAACCUGGUGUUAAAUAUUAUGCCUCUGUUGAAGCUGUAAAUUUUGUCGGUUUAUCAACAGUUUUGACGUCAGAUGGCAUAACGAUCGACUUUUCUCCUCCAGAAUCCGGCAUAGUUUUUACCUCAAACUUUUUUCACGAUACAAAAUGGCUGUCGGAAACAUCGACAGUGAGCGCUUCUUGGGAAGGAUUUACCGAUUUUGAAUCUUCUAUAGAUCGAUAUGUUGUAUCACUUAAAGAUUCUAAUCAAAACGUUAUAAGAGAAGAGGAAGAAGUAGGAAUAUCAAAUAAGCACACUUUCACUGGCCUUUCUCUACUUCAUGGAAAGAGCUAUUUCGUGCUCGUGAGAGCAGUGGACGCAGCUGGACAUAGCAGUAACGUUUCUGUGUCCCCACCAGUGACUGUGGAUGUUUCAAAACCAAUUGGAGUAAGAUGCAAUACGUAUUCAGUUCAAAUCAACGCAACGGUAGAGAUAAGAGCGGGAGUAAAAGAAGAAUUAAUAAAGGCAUUUUCGUUCAAGCGAGAUACUUUGUACAAGGUUUUUGUCUCAGGAGAAAGAGAUAGUAAUAUGAAUUCUAUAAUUGUUGAAGUAUCUGGGACCUCUUUUGAUAUACCUUUCAGUCCAAACAUGAUGGACCUUGUGAUCAUGUCAAAGGUAGAGGAGACAGCCGGUGUAGCUGUUACAGUGAACUCUCUGAAACCUAGGAAUGUGACUUUAAACUUUGCUCUAUACGAGUGCAUGGAUGCGCAAACAAAUGCUUCUAACGCUAUUGUUUUUCGGCAAAUUUCUCCUAAUUUGCUCUCAGUUGCAGUAAAUGCCAUUGACCCUGAAAGUGAUUUAAAGGACAUACAAAUAUAUUUAGGAACAAAUUGGCAAGGAAGGCAGUUAAAAACAGUUAAAUCUCUUACUCCUUUCAGAUUUCAAAAUAUUCUUUUACCAAUAUCCCAUGGUACAAAAGUGUAUCCUUCUGCCCUUGUAGAAAACAAUGCUGGUCUUAAACAGUAUUUUAAGUCUGAUCCUAUUGUAUGGGAUCACACACCACCAGAUAUUUUGAUAAAAAAUGUUUCCGUUGAAUAUCAUGAUGUCAUUGGAAGGAUUAGAUCCAGCAUUAUCGUACACUGGGAAGUUACAGAGUAUGAGAGUGGCAUCCAAUACUGUCAAUGUGCUUUUGGCGAUAAAUUUGGUUUAAAAAAUUUACAGACUUGGAUGAAAUCACACAGCAAUUCUCUUUGUCGGUCCUCUCUGUUAGAAAUAACACAUGGCUCUCGUGUUUAUGCAUCAGCGCAAUGUUUUAACAAAGUUGGACUUCAAGCAGAAGUGAGCCGGAAAACACCCAUCGUGAUAUCCUUUGAUUCACCCCGAACUCCGACAGGACACGUCGAUUUCGUAGUGUAUAGUGCUACUGUCAAAAGUUCAAUAAAUUAUCAGCGGAUAUCUUCAUCUCUUCAUUUUCACUGGCCAGCAUUCCAAGACAUAUCUGGAAUCGCUAAAUACAGCGUGUGUAUUAAAUCGGAUGAAGUGAUGGUUUACGACUGGAGGGAUGUUGGGAGACACACCUACUUUUCUACUGACGAAUUGACACUAGAUCCACAUAAAAACUACAGUGUGUAUGUCUUUGGGACUAACAAAGGGGAAAAAGACAGUAACUUAAUAAACGGAUCAAUAUCUAUAAAUGAUGUCGUUCCUCUACAGACAGGAAAUCCCUGUGUUAUAUCUGGAAACAAUACAAGUCUGCUGGUUUCCUGGAAAGAAGUGUUCGAAUUGACCUCGGUCUUGGAGCCAAAGUUUGUCGUCAAUAUUGGCUCAAAAGUCGGAUAUUCUGAUCUGUUAAAUAAUUUUAAAACAAGCAACAAUGAAUAUCUUAUGUCCUCAAAUUCGAAGCAGUUCUAUGUCGUUAUAACGGCAAAGUAUGUAACUGGCUCUAAAUCUACGUACAGAGAAUUGAUCACAGCCAACUAUCAAUAAGGAAAGAAAAAUCUAAAUGAUCAACAUUAAAAUAAUUUUUGUUUAUAAGGCCCCAUUUCAUUGGUGAAGAUAUAUGGUGAAAUUUAUUCAAUUAAGAUUUAAAUUUAAUUUAAAUGGGUAAGAUACUUACCGUAGAUAAUUUUACUUCGCCUUUGUACAAUCGAAUUAAUACAGCACAUGUAUGAAACAAAGCAAAGCUUUGUUCAUAUAAUUGUUUAUACUCAUAUUGUCAAAAAAUACCUAUAGUUGGCUUGUUUUAAUUCUUUGCGGAAAAACUUCCUGAAAACAUUCAUUAGUGUAUGUCUGGCUUCAAUUUGAUCACAGUUUUCUAUUCAUUGAUUUUUUUUAUAGUUUUGAAAUAAAAAUACCAUGAAUUGUU
Saccostrea cuccullata (small rock oyster) is the source of this 11069-nucleotide messenger RNA. RefSeq lists its product as uncharacterized. The record is from RefSeq and is a predicted model, not a curated record. NCBI's taxonomy places the organism in Eukaryota, Metazoa, Mollusca, Bivalvia, Ostreida, Ostreidae. The coding region runs from base 392 to 10690 and encodes 3432 amino acids. The transcript is spliced from 21 exons. Gene Ontology annotation, molecular function: protein binding.